This is a messenger RNA of Melampsora larici-populina 98AG31, 429 nucleotides long. RefSeq lists its product as uncharacterized. The coding region runs from base 1 to 429 and encodes 142 amino acids. The transcript is spliced from 2 exons. NCBI's taxonomy places the organism in Eukaryota, Fungi, Basidiomycota, Pucciniomycetes, Pucciniales, Melampsoraceae. The record is from RefSeq and is a predicted model, not a curated record.
AUGACGUUUCUGGACCUCAACGGAGGAGUAAAGAGGAUUUUGAUCGCCAUUGUUAGCCCAUCAUCACAACCGACAACCCUCGUCACCUCGAGGCCUACUAUCGUUAUCGCUAUUGAGUUAGGCUCUAAAGAUGAUGGAGUCGGUAUCCGAAUUGACUCCCUCUCUCUGAGACGGAUCAAAGUAGGGCGCUACAGGGUACUCCUGGAGCUAACUGCGGUCGUCGCAGGCUACGUAAUGACAAUAUAUAUUUCCGACAUUCCGUCGCCUCGCAAAUGUUGCUUGAAACGAAAAUGCUUCUUCAUGAUCAAGCUGCGUAGGUGGUCUAGAGACCCAGACGAGGCCAACUGGUCGGAGCGAAGAGAAAAAAAGAGAGCUUUCCUCAAUAUGCCUGCUGCUGGGUCUAGAGGGAUGACCGGGUUUCAAAGCUAG